AUGUCCCAAGAUCCUGAUCUGAAGCUCGGCUUGCAAUAUUGGGAUACCCAAGAUGCGACAAUUGAUGGAGUAUUAGGAGGGUUCGGAGAAGGGCCACUUCCGAGAGUCGAGUCUUUGGGAUCGAGACGAUUCCUCCUGUCCAUCAGGAACGAUCUUUGUCGUGUUCCAUCGGUGUUUCGUCGACUCGACGCACCUGCACUGGAUGCACCUCGCCGGAGAGUUAGGGCAUUGGACGUUGGCGCGGGUAUAGGUCGUGUCACAGCUUGCACUCUUCUGCCCCUCGUGGAUGAUGUUGUGCUUGUCGAGCCGGCUGAACAUUUCUUUUUGAAAGCCAUGGAGGAUUGCCCGAAUUGGGAAGGUAUAUCGGACUUGACCAAAAGCGUAACUUUUGUACGAACGCCCUUACAGUCAUUUGACCCUUCUCAGCCGGUACCUCUAGAGAGCACUCGUAUGGGACUUGGUGCAGAUCUCUUGAAUCCCGAGAUUGGAUACGACAUAAUUUGGUGUCAGUGGUGCCUCGGACAUCUCACAGACCCUGACCUUGUCAAGUUCUUGAAGCAAGCUAAAAAGGCUCUAAGAGAGCCUGAGGACCUUGAAUAUCCCCGGGGCGCUGGUGUGAUUAUCAUAAAGGAGAACACCACCGAGGACGGCGAAAAUGGGGAAGCUAUCGCUAUUUAUGCCGAGGAUGAUUCAAGCGUAACGAGGUCUGAUGCUGCAUGGAAGCAAAUAUUCAACGAGGCAGGUCUAUCCCUGAUUAAAGAAGAGGUGCAGGAGGGCCUUCCAGAGGGAUUGCUCGAGGUUAAAUCGUAA
This is a messenger RNA of Rhizoctonia solani, 810 nucleotides long. RefSeq names its product AdoMet-dependent proline di-methyltransferase. Gene Ontology annotation, cellular component: cytoplasm. The record is from RefSeq and is a predicted model, not a curated record. The coding region runs from base 1 to 810 and encodes 269 amino acids. The transcript is spliced from 5 exons. Gene Ontology annotation, molecular function: N-terminal protein N-methyltransferase activity. NCBI's taxonomy places the organism in Eukaryota, Fungi, Basidiomycota, Agaricomycetes, Cantharellales, Ceratobasidiaceae. Gene Ontology annotation, biological process: N-terminal protein amino acid methylation.